Volvox carteri f. nagariensis is the source of this 1869-nucleotide messenger RNA. RefSeq lists its product as uncharacterized. NCBI's taxonomy places the organism in Eukaryota, Viridiplantae, Chlorophyta, Chlorophyceae, Chlamydomonadales, Volvocaceae. The transcript has 7 exons. The coding region runs from base 1 to 1869 and encodes 622 amino acids. The record is from RefSeq and is a predicted model, not a curated record.
AUGUACGGCAUUACGGACGCCUCCACCGCUGGUAACACGGUUCAGAUUUGCCCCUGGCUAGGCAACACAGCGGCGCAGAAGACUGCGAACCGAAAACCACAGGACAAGAUCAAACAGAAAACGCCACCGGGGCAAGGGCUCUAUAUAGGGAACUCCACUACACACUCAAAAACCGAGGCAAGGGAAGACCUACCCACGCCAGACACUGCCCCUCAGAAGACUCUCCUAGCCAAGGACACCCACGCAGCCAGCAAGUCAAGAGAUACACGGAGGACCACGGGCCUGAGACGACACACCACAAAAGCCGAGACGCGGUUGCACAAAGAAGACAAACACAAAGCCAGCACUCACACACUGGUCGUCCUUGAAGGCCAGCUGUUCAACUACCACAAGCAACGAACACCUCCCGCGGGCGGCCACCACUACCUCACCGACGCAUCUGAAAUCCUUUCAGCGAAUGGAAUAAGACUUAGAUCCCGAUUGCAUAGACGUUGGCCAGUAAUACUGCACGUCCUGAGCUAUUCACGGCUUAUGCGCCGCGACCCCAGAACUACUGCGCUUCCGAUGCGUUUCCUGCCUGUACCUUACACUGGACGAUCCACUUCUGCAGCAGCAGUUACAGCCGCUGAUUUAUUGAGCUCGCGUUGGGGCACACGAGGACAUCACACAUCCGGCAGCAGCACGGACCGUUAUCGACACUUGUUAGCGGGGGAGGACGCGCGCACCGCGAUGCACGCCACCACCAUAAUGGUAUGCUCUUUUUCGCUCUCUGCCGAGGAUGGCGCCACCUGGAGUGCCGUCCACCAGCCGGAGGAUUGGCGGCAUCACGGGCUUGUGUCUCCGGAGCGCAUCCCGUCCGACGGCAGCGAGCCGACAAAGCUUCAUCCGGACACCGAUGGACGCAGCAGCAGCACCUGCACCACCACCACCACCACCACUACCACCAGCACGAGCAGCUGGAAGCAAGUUCCGGCGCACGUGAUGAAGAGAGUGAUUCGAGCAGCGCGAAGCGGUUAUCUUCUCCGGAACCUCCUCGCCACAAAGCUCUCGCGGGGGCAAAGCGGGAUCAGCAAGUGUACCUCCGCCGCGCAGACGACCGUCGACCUGCUCGACCUGAGCGACUUGGAAGGCGAACUCACAGUGGGCGGCGACGAUCCGGUCGCCAUCAUCCGGGCCGCAUCGACGACGAAAGGUAGACGACAAGAUUUGCCCCAACUUUACGAACCCGCUGAAACAGACAUUGGUGCAGCACGAAAAUGCGAAACGGCAAGAGUUGGUGCAGCAAAAGCAACAAAAGUAGCAGUCGGGAAGAAGGGAAAGAUGCCGCCACCGGCAACAAUGUUAUUAUCGUCGCCGAAGUCGACAGGACAAUUUCCCUCGCUGGCCACAAUUCAUGAGGAACAGCGAUCAAGGCCGCGGAAUGAGGGCGCCAAGACAGGCAGCGGCUGGUUAUCAUGGAGCCGCAAGUGCGACAUGUCGUGGUUGUAUGCGCCUUGCAGCGGUGGCUGUGGCAGCGGCGGCGGUACUGGUAGUUAUAGUGAUAUUAGGAAUAGUACUAGCAAAGUGAAUUCGCCUGUUGGUGUCCAAGGCCUUAGCCUUGCUGCUGAUUGCAAACCACCAAUCAACCCCUCAACAACAACAACAACAGCAGCAGCUGCUGCUGCAACCUGCUCUGGUGUCAUGUUCAAUACCUCAUCAGCCGCUUUAGAGUUUUCAGUUCGCUCAGCAGCUCACAGUUUUAGCACCAUGCCUCUCAGUUUUGACCAUCAAGCCGGCGUUUCGCGGAUAACCAAGCCUUCGGGACCAGAAGUACGGCCCAUCGGUGUGGUGUGUGGUUGUUACAGUGGGCUCCAGACUCCCGAAGAGUAG